GUCAAGACGGAGGCCACUAUGCCAGCCGCUGAGAAGAAGAGGAAAGCGGAGGAGAAGGCCAAGGAGCAUGCCAAGAAAAGGGAAGAUGAAGAAGAGGAAGAAGUGAAGAAGAAAAAGAAAGCAGCUGACAAUAAGAAAGAAGAACGUGAGGAGAAGAAGAAGCAAGCCGCUCACAAGAAAAAAGAUGAGGAAGAGCAGGAGAAGAAGAAGGAAGCAGCUGACAAGAAGAAAAAAGAUGAGGAAGAGCUGCAGAAAAAGAAAAAGGAAGCAGCUGACAAGAAGAAGGCAGCAAAGGAGAAGGAACUGAAGAAGCAGAAUGCAGAGGAGAAGGCGAUGAAGAAGAAACAAGAGGAGCAGGAAUUGAAGCGGAAGCAAAAGGAAGCAGCUGAGGAGAAGAAGAAGAAGGAAGAAGUGGAGGCAUUAAAGAAAAGGAAGGCAGCUGAAGCUGAGAAAAAGAAAGAAGAAGAAGAAGCACAGAAGAAAAAAAAGGAAGAGAAGGAAUUGAAGACGAAGAGAAAGGAAGCAGCUGAGAAGAAGAAGAAGAAGGAUGAAGAGCAGAAGGCAAAGGAGGAAGCCAUGAAGAAGAAGGAGGAGGAGGAAGAGGAAAGCUCAGACGAGUCAAACACGGACACCGAUGAAGGGUCGGAAGAGGAAGAGGAAGAUAAAGGUUCAGCUGAAGAGAAUGCCUCAAGCCCAAGCUGCAGUGAGGAGGAAGAAGAAGAAGAGGUAGAGGAAGCGGAAGAGGCAAGUGAUGAGGAAAGUGGAAAGGGAGAAGAAGAAGAAGAGGAGGAUGAACCGAGUGGAUCCAGCGAUGGUGAAGCAACAGAAGAUGAAGCGGAUGAAGAAGAUGGCGAAGAAAUGGAAACUGCGGAGGAGGGAAGUGAGGAGGAGGAAGAGGAAGAAGAAGAUGCAGCGGAGGAUGAGGGCUCUGAAGAAGAUGUCGAAGAAGAGGAUGAAGCAGCCGGGGCAGACAAAGCUGAAGGCAAGAAAGGCAAGAAGAAAAAGGAGAAAGAGGCAGGGACCAGUUUAGCCGAGACUGAGGAAGAGAAGCUCAAUUCAGUGACAGCAAACGCAGACUGGCAGUCAUUUGGCCGGUGGUUGAGAAACAAAAAGUCUUGCCCUGCCAGCAUAGUGGCAGCAUGCAAGAACCCAGAAAGCCGUCAGCGGAUUUUCGAAGACUACUGCAAAACUGGUCGUAACAAAAAGGAUGUGACGUUCCGACACGAAAGACGGUUAGAAGAGUCUCAGAGAACAAAGCUGAAGUACGGCUUUCGCAACUCCACUUGGAUCAUCAAGCAGCACGGCCAAGAGCGUGCGGAGAAGAAAAUGGAACGGAAGAAGACUGUGCAGAACCCGGAGUUGCCGGACGAUCCUACAGAGUUGCUGUUCUUCGUGCUUGUAGAGCUUAACGUGGAAAACAUUGCAGAACUCAAGCGGAUCACCUCACUCGAGAUGGAGGGCACCCCUGAUUCAGACCAACUCAAACAGUUUGUUGAGGCGGGCGGCGUUUUGAAUGGCGACCAGCAUCUUCAAGUUGGGAACCUCGUCAGCGCCGAAGGGAAGCAGAAGCUGACGGCAGCUAUGGCCAGUGUGAACCCUGGUAAGAAACCAAGGCCCAGAAAAGGUGGUGAGACCAAGGGGGAUGAAAAGGAUCCCAAGGAAGUUGUCCCCAAAACUCCUUUGGAAAGGGCUGCCACCUUGCAAAACCAAGUGUUGAGCAAGGCGAACCAAUGCCGAGACCAAGCUUUCAAGCUUCGCCCGCUGAAAGUAUCAGGUGAGUUGAUCGACCAGCUAAGAGCUAUGGAUUCCAAGCUUCAGGACCUUGCUGGGAGCCUCCAGGAGUUGAUCCGGAAGAAGAAGAACAAGAAUAAAUACUACGUUGAAUUGGUCAAGGAGGUUGAAGAAGCGAGCGCGCUGGCAUCGGAGAGGGUCGAACUGGCCCGAGAGCUGCAACUUGAUGAGCGUGAUUUCGAUCGCACUGUUCCAAUCUUUUGGCACACCGAUGGGGCCUGUGCUUACUUGAAGCUUGCUGCGGGGAUUGGGUGGGUCAAAGCGCGCCUGGCGCGCAG
Molecule: messenger RNA, 2069 nt
Organism: Durusdinium trenchii
Lineage: Eukaryota; Dinophyceae; Suessiales; Symbiodiniaceae
Source: the annotation of a GenBank genome assembly